Molecule: messenger RNA, 4367 nt
Organism: Ahaetulla prasina
Lineage: Eukaryota; Metazoa; Chordata; Lepidosauria; Squamata; Colubridae
Gene: STK32C
Product: serine/threonine kinase 32C
Exons: 12
Coding region: 447-1733 (428 amino acids)
Biological process (GO): G protein-coupled receptor signaling pathway; regulation of signal transduction; protein phosphorylation
Molecular function (GO): ATP binding; G protein-coupled receptor kinase activity; G protein-coupled receptor binding
Source: RefSeq, a predicted model, not a curated record
GCUCGCUUGUCGUGGCUUGUGGUGUGGCUCCUUGGAGGAGGUUCUCCCACGCCGGCCCCCCCCCCUUUCCAGAGGCGGGAGUAAUCGACGGGAAUAGGAAUCGGAGAAGGGAGGGGAGAAGAAGGGGGUCCCCAAAAGAGCAAAGCGAGUCUUGGGCAACUGCAGCUCCAGCCGUCACCGCCUUCUCCAGCGCCGUGCAGAGAGACAGACAGAGAGAGACGGAGAGAGAAGAGAGCAAGAGCGAGCGGUGGAGACAAAAGCGGGCGAGUAGAGCCCGAAAGAGAUACUCAAGACACGUUUACACACCGGCGCGCGUAACACGCGUAACCCGCGAGAUCCAUCUUGAAGGGGUUCCGACUCUCCCGCUUGCCGCCGUGGUCGCCGAGCCCGGCUCGCCCCGCUCUCUUGUGGACUUUUUAGGGGAUGCCAAUUCGCCUCCUCCGCCAAUGUUUCACUGGAGCAAGUGGAAGAAGAGGAUGGGCGCCAGCACCUCUUCCUCGUCUUCCAAAAGACCCGUGUUCGACGAGAAGGAAGAUGUGAACUUUGAUCACUUCCAGAUUCUUCGAGCAAUUGGAAAAGGAAGCUUUGGCAAGGUGUGCAUUGUACAAAAGAAAGACACAGAAAAGAUGUAUGCCAUGAAGUACAUGAAUAAACAACAGUGCAUUGAAAGAGAUGAAGUUCGGAAUGUGUUCAGAGAACUAGAGAUUCUGCAAGAAAUUGAGCAUGUCUUCCUAGUGAAUCUUUGGUACUCCUUCCAAGAUGAAGAAGACAUGUUCAUGGUGGUGGAUCUACUCUUGGGUGGUGACUUACGUUAUCAUCUUCAACAGAAUGUGCAGUUUACAGAAGAAACAGUUAAACUAUAUAUCUGUGAAAUGGCAUCAGCUUUGGACUAUUUGCGCAGUCAGCGUAUUAUACACAGAGAUGUGAAACCGGAUAACAUUCUCCUUGAUGAACAAGGCCACGCCCACCUAACCGAUUUUAAUAUCGCAACAAUCAUCAGAGAUGGUGAAAGAGCAACUGCUCUAGCUGGAACUAAGCCUUACAUGGCUCCGGAGAUCUUUCAUUCCUUUCUGAAUGGAGGAACAGGGUAUUCCUUUGAAGUCGAUUGGUGGUCUCUGGGAGUGAUAGCAUAUGAGCUUCUGCGUGGAUGGAGGCCUUACGACAUCCAUUCCAAUAGUCCCGUGGAAUCAUUAGUUCAGCUGUUCAGCACUGUGAGCGUUCAGUAUACAACAGCUUGGUCAAAAGACAUGGUGGCAUUAUUAAGAAAGCUUUUGACAGUCAAUCCUGAGCAUCGUUUUUCUAGUCUAGCCAACAUUCAGACUUCCUCCUACUUAUCUAACGUGGACUGGGAUGAAAUUUGCGAGAAGAAAGUAGAGCCUGGCUUUGUUCCUAACAAAGGCCGUCUGCACUGCGACCCCACUUUUGAGCUGGAGGAGAUGAUUCUGGAGUCAAGGCCCCUGCACAAGAAAAAGAAGAGGCUUGCAAAGAACAAAUCCAGGGACAACAGCAAGGACAGCUCACAGUCUGAAAAUGAUUACUUGCAGGAAUGCCUUGAAGCAAUUCAGCAAGAUUUUGUCAUUUUUAACAGAGAAAAGUUGAAGAAGAGCCAGGAUCAGAUGAAUGAGUCCCUUUCUCCUCCUGAAACCACCGAUGAGACAGAGACUGAAACAGAAUCUGAACAUUCCAACAUAAACAUGUGUAGCUCAGUAUGUUCCUCUACAGGAAGCAGCUAGGAUGAUGGGGCGAAGGGGCCAGAAGCUUGUGUGCCUCUUACAUAAAACAUUCUCAGGUUGCAGGUGACAGUAUAGCAGGUACGUUUGUGGAUGGGAAAAAAAAAAAAAGAAGAGUCACACAAACCAACACUGUAGAGCCACAGAAAAAGCAAAUAGUUCUUACAGAACUCAUGGAUUGAAAAAAGAUCUCCUGUUACCAGAGACUUUGCUACUAUGCAACACCUCAACACAAUUGUUCCAUUUCUUUCUUUGUACGUUUCUUUUGAUAGGUGACAGAUCGCAAUCUGAAGCAUAUUUCAGGGACAAGAAUGUAACAUAUAUCCAAGAACAUGCAGAAUGAAAGCAGGCAAGGUGGGAGGGCUAGAAAAGAUUGCCAAGGCAAUUGAAAAUGCUCCAUCACUAUUGUCCUUACAGCCAGAGUAUGCAAAAUUGUCCCUUGAUAUUUUCAGAGCAUUUGAGGAUUCUUACAGAGCACAGCAGUUACAGAGUUACCCGCUGGGCCCGGGCUCAACUGAUGCCCUUGGCUUCAUGUGGUUUUUAAUAAGUUUAAUCUCUGAUUUAACAAGUGCUUUGGAAUCUACCCAUGUAGGGCCAACUGCCCUGAAUUUUACAGCUGGUUUUUUAAAAUGGUGCAGUGCAAGGUAAUUUUAAUUUUGUCAAACCACUGCAUCUUUUCACAAAGCCGUCCUUGACUUUCAAGGAAUGUUGUAUGCUUACAAGCACCUGAACUGAGAUUAGCAUUUUCUUCACUCCUGUAAAGGAGCAGGAUAUUAGCAUGGUUUGAUUGAGAUGCCCUAAUGAUGGAAGAAGUAACAUAUAAUGCAAUUCUUUAUCCUGUUGAAAGUGUGCUUUAAAUAUAUCAUUGGUACCCGUCUUAACUUCUUACAAAAACUGGAAAAUUUUGAUGCUGGUUCCAGCUGUGGAUACUGCCUUUUUCACUGUUUCAAAAGUCACUUCUCCCUCUUUCUUAUACCAAGGCUGCUAUCUUACACAUAUUUAUAACAUCCACUGAAUGUAGUGGAUUUACCCCAAAUAAAAAUAAUAGGAUUGCCUUGACGCUUUUUCUUACUAUAGUGUGGCUUUAUUCUUAAAACUCUAGGAAUCCUUGACAUUAGGGUAUAUGUUGUACAUAAAUCUUGUAACUCUUUUCACUCCGGUUUUGUUCAAGCGUCGAAGAGAUUGUCCUGUUUGUAUCUCAGUUGUGUUUUCUUGAAAGAAAGUGAACUUUGCAUGCUUUUAAUGUUGAUACCUUUCCCACCCACCUGCCUUGUCUUAUUGAAACCGAUUUGCUAGCAUUGGACUAGAGUUUUUGGAAACAGGAAUCCUUACAGCCUUACUUCUGAAGCUACAAUUUUCUCUGCAACAAGGUUUUUUUUUUUAAAUUUCUCUGCCAUUAAGAUGGAAUUCUGACCAACUCAUUAUCCAGUCAAGUCAACAAACAACACAACAGAGAUAUAAUCUUUUUAUAUGGAUUCUACAGUGAACACAUGCUUAAUUUUCCACAGUUUUAUGUGGAAGUUAGUAAGAAACAAAAAUUGUUCACAACCAAUAUUUUAAACGAAUCAUUAGAAAGGGAAGAAAAAUCAAGUUUGCUUGUGUAGAUAUACAAAGAAACCAAAGCUUUAUUCUCAGUGCCACUAUUUGUAGAUUAUAGCCAGGUAAAUGGCACAUCCAAUUUACAGUUGAAUGGUAAAUGUUAUUGUGUUAGUACUAUGAUUAAAACUUCACUUGAUUUCAACACUUGAUUUCAAAGGGAGAAACUCUCAAAGAGGUUUAUAGUCCAGAUAUUUAGAUUAUGCUAUUCCACCAUCGUUUUAUCAUAGUGUCACAACCUCUAAUGUUACAAGCAGAGCUGCAAGCAUGCCAACAUGUUCAAAAAGUCAGAAGCCUUUUAAGUGUUGGGAAAAAGAAUACCACCACUUCCCUGCACUCACGAGUAAGGUCUAGUAGUGAGUACAGAACCACAUGCAGCCCAAUGUAGUUAUUGUCCCCAUGGGAUACAGAAUCCUAACACUAAGAAUUAUAAUUUCAUACAGGAUUAUAACCACGUUCAGACAAGCCUGGAUCCAGUCUUUUUUCAGACCAUCCACACAUUGUGUUUCCUAAUGCCUCAAGAAAGCUAAAGUGCCAAUAUGGUUCGCCAACUGAUCCCUGUUCAGUUGCAUCAUAGCACAAUAGAUUCUACAGAGUUAAAACUCCAAAUUGAAUUCAAGUCCUAAGUGUGGGUGACAUGUGCAUGUUCUAGUAAUCAAUCAUAGACUUAAAAUGUCGCAUUUUUAAAAGGAAUACUUGCCUCUAAUUAAUUUGUUUAGAAAGUGUUUAGUCUAGUUAGCCUUGUGUUGAAUGUUCUAUGUGAAUCUAAGAAGAAAUGGCUUUCUUGUUAAAAUGUUUGCAUUGAUAUAAGCCAGUAAGUGUGGUUAUUGGCUAAUGAAUUCAUAGGAAGUCCAUUGUUUUUUUUAAAGAUACAAAAUAAAAGAUUUACAAUCACGAUUUAAUAAAAUGCAGAGCUAGCAAAGUUUGUUGCCUUGAUUUGUUACAGGGAGUUGUGUUUCUGUUUAAGGAAACCAAUAAGGCUGAACAAUGGUUAAAUUUGGCUCAAAGCUUUCCCUUUCUUUUCUUUUUCUGUCUCUCCCU